Salmo salar (Atlantic salmon) is the source of this 2019-nucleotide messenger RNA. Its product is annotated as WASH complex subunit 1. Gene Ontology annotation, cellular component: WASH complex; recycling endosome; early endosome. Gene Ontology annotation, biological process: endocytic recycling; retrograde transport, endosome to Golgi; exocytosis. Gene Ontology annotation, molecular function: gamma-tubulin binding; alpha-tubulin binding. The record is from RefSeq and is a predicted model, not a curated record. Lineage: Eukaryota; Metazoa; Chordata; Actinopteri; Salmoniformes; Salmonidae.
CGGCCGUGUACACACUGUAUGCUGUCAGUGGUCAGGUAAGACUAAUGAGAAAGCUUAGUGAUUAUUUGACUAAUUUGUGAGUGUCAGUCUGCCGAGAAGAUAUGGGUCCACGGCCCUGAGCAUGUAGCCGGGUAGAGUCUCUGCCGAGAGCGGGCAUGAUAUGAGAAGCUCUCUGGUGAUGAGUGUGAAGCAGUGUCUCGAGGGUCAGGUGUACUCGGUGCCUCUGAUCCAGUCAGACCUGAGGAGGGAGGAGGCUGUUCACCAGAUAGCAGAUGCCCUGCUCUACCUAGAGACCAUCUCUACUGACAUCUUUACCAGGGUAUCUGAGAGUGUAGAGCGGAAUCGCUGUCAGCUGCAGAGUGUGACAGAUCGGAUCAGGCUGGCCCAGGCCCGCGUCGACAAGAUCAAAGGCAGCAAGAAGGCCACCAAGGUGUUCUCCAGUGCUAAGUAUCCAGCUCCAGAUCGUCUCCAGGAUUACUCCUCCAUCUUCAGUGGAGCCACAGACCCCGCCUCCCAAACACGCCCCCGAUACCACAUACAGGCCAAACUACGACCCCUUGAUGACAAGGCCCUGCAGGAGAAGUUGUGUUAUUACCCGGUGUGUGUGAGCAGUAAGAAGCGUUCGGAGGAUGAGACCGAGGAGGGCCUGGGCGGUCUGCCUCGAAACAUCUCCUCUGUCAGCUCCCUGCUGCUGUUUAAUACUACAGAGAACCUGUAUAAGAAGUAUGUGUUCCUGGACCCCCUGGCGGGGGCGGUGACUAAAACACACACCACCCUGGAGACAGAGAAGGAAGAGAAACCAUUUGACGCUCCGCUAUCCAUAACCAAGAGAGAACAGCUGGAGAGACAGACAGCAGAGAGUUACUUCUAUGUUCCAGACCUGGGUCAGGUCCCAGAGAUAGAUGUCCCCUCCUACCUACCAGACUUGCCAGGCAUCGCUGACGACUUGUCCUACAGUCAAGACCUGGGGCCAGGCAUCGCACCCUCUGGACCAACACACACCUUCCCUGAACUACCGACCUUCACUGGGGAGGACAUGUCUGGUUCUCAGUUCCAAGUUGCAGUCCCACCUCCUCCGCCUCCUCCCCCACCAGAGCCCACACACACCCCCGCCCCUCCCCCUGGUCUCCCCCCUCCCCCACCUCCUCCCCCACCUCCUCCCCCACCUCCACCUGCAGACAGCCCUGCCGACCCCAACCGCACUCGGAGCACAGCUCCUGUAGCGGGGGCUCCCAGUGAGGUGGUUGAAUCAAACAGCCGGGCCAGUCUACUAGAGUCCAUCCGCAACGCUGGAGGCAUCGGCAAGGCCAAACUACGCAACAUCAAAGAACGCAAGAUGGAAAAGAAGAAACAGAAGGAACAGGAACAAGUGGUAGCAGCAGCCAGUGGAGGAGACUUCAUGUCAGAUCUUUUCAAUAAGUUGGCCAUGCGAAGGAAAGGUAUCUCUGGUAAGGGUCCUGGAGGCGGGGACUCUGGGGAGGGCCCAGCUGGUUCUGGCAGCGCAUUCGCUAGGAUGUCCGAUGUAAUCCCGCCUCUUCCUGCCCCCCAUCAGCCAACCGCUGAAGAUGAGGACGACUGGGAGGCCUAACAACUGAGACUAGCCAAUCAGAACCAAUGGAACUCUGAGCACAUAUCGGGAACGCCACUGGUUUCUUUGCGGAUUAUAUGAUUGUUUGACCAUAGUGACGUGGUCCCUACGUUUUGCAAUCAGCCACACUUCCAGUGUCUGCCAUGUAUUUGACCCAGGUGUAUUCUAUAGUUCGGUGACUCCCUCUGCUGGCUUUCUGUAGUUCUGAUCAACACACAGGAACCAUCAUGGACUGAUCUUUACUGAGAAAAUGAAAGGACAAACAACUACAGGAGAAAAGUCAGACCUCAUCUCAGCAUUGUAAAGAUGUUUAAUAAAGUAACAUGUAAAUAUUACAUCAUGUGUAACACCACACUAAAGUAGCAGAACAUUUCAAUCAGAAUGUUAACACAUUUCAUUCAAUAAAUGGCUUUUUGCAUUUAAAAACAAAA